Orycteropus afer afer is the source of this 1812-nucleotide messenger RNA. It is a transcript of the gene ANKRD13D, whose product is annotated as ankyrin repeat domain 13D. The coding region runs from base 1 to 1812 and encodes 603 amino acids. The record is from RefSeq and is a predicted model, not a curated record. Gene Ontology annotation, cellular component: cytoplasm. Gene Ontology annotation, molecular function: protein binding. The transcript has 15 exons. NCBI's taxonomy places the organism in Eukaryota, Metazoa, Chordata, Mammalia, Tubulidentata, Orycteropodidae.
AUGGCCGGCCCGGGCCCCACCUUUCCGCUGCACCGGCUCGUCUGGGCAAACCGGCACCGCGAAUUGGAGGCCGCGCUGCACAGCCGCCAGCAUGACAUUGAGCAACAGGAUCCCCGGGGGCGGACCCCCCUGGAGCUGGCGGUGUCCCUGGGGAACCUGGAAUCUGUGAGAGUCCUUCUUCGGCACAAUGCCAACGUGGGCAAGGAGAGCCUCCAGGGCUGGGCAGUCCUGCAGGAGGCCGUCAGCACUGGGGACCCGGAGAUGGUACAGUUGGUGCUUCAGUACCGAGACUACCAGCGGGCCACCCAGAGGCUGGCCGGCAUUCCAGAACUGCUCAACAAGCUUCGCCAGGCCCCCGAUUUCUACGUGGAGAUGAAGUGGGAGUUCACGAGCUGGGUGCCCCUUGUGUCUAAGAUGUGCCCAAGCGACGUGUACCGCGUGUGGAAGCGUGGUGAGAACCUGCGGGUGGACACCAGCCUCCUGGGCUUUGAGCACAUGACCUGGCAGCGUGGCCGCAGGAGUUUCAUCUUCAAGGGCCAGGAGGCAGGAGCCCUCGUGAUGGAAGUGGACCACGACCGGCAGGUGGUCCACACGGAGACGCUGGGGCUCGCCCUGCAUGAGCCGGAAGCACUGCUGGCCGCCAUGCGGCCCAGUGAGGAGCACGUGGCCAGCCGCCUCACCUCUCCCAUCGUCUCCACCCACCUGGACACUCGCAACGUGGCCUUUGAGAGGAACAAAUGUGGUAUCUGGGGCUGGCGGUCUGAGAAGAUGGAAACUGUGAGCGGCUACGAGGCCAAGGUGUACAGUGCCACCAAUGUGGAGCUGGUGACACGCACACGCACUGAGCACCUCUCUGAUCAAGACAAGUCGAAGAGCAAAGGGGGGAAGACACCAUUCCAGUCCUUCCUGGGGAUGGCCCAGCAGCACGCCUCGCACAAUGGGACUCCUGUACAGCAGGCGGCCAGCCCCACCAACCCCACGGCCAUUUCCCCCGACGAAUACUUUGACCCCAACUUCAGCCUGGAGUCACGGAACAUCGGCCGACCCAUAGAGAUGUCCAGCAAAGUACAGAGGUUCAAGGCGACCCUGUGGCUAAGUGAGGAGCACCCGCUGUCCCUGGGGGACCAAGUGACGCCCAUCAUCGACCUCAUGGCCAUCAGCAAUGCCCACUUCGCCAAGCUGCGGGACUUCAUCACCCUUUGCCUCCCACCUGGCUUCCCCGUCAAGAUUGAGAUCCCCCUUUUCCACGUGCUCAACGCCCGCAUCACCUUCAGCAACCUGUGUGGCUGUGAUGAGCCCCUGAGCUCCGUCUGGGUGCCGGCCUCCAGCUCUGCAGCUCCAGGGAGCCCCUUCCCGUGUGAGGUGGACCCUGCUGUGUUCGAGGUGCCCGAGGGCUACAGCGUGCUGGGCGCAGAGCGCAGCGAGCCCCUCAGAGACGAGGACGAUGACCUGUUGCAGUUUGCCAUCCAGCAGAGCCUGCUGGAGGCCGGCACGGAGGCAGAGCAGGUGACUGUCUGGGAGGCCUUGACCAUUGCCCGGCCUGGCACCCACCCUCCUCCCCAGCCCACGGCGUAUGAGGAACAGCUUCAGCUGGAGCGAGCCCUCCAGGAAAGCCUGAGGCUGUCCACAGACCCUGGGGGCCCAGCCUCCCCGCACAGGACACCCCCUUCCCCAGCACCCCCAAGCUUUGAGGAGCAGCUUCGCCUGGCCCUGGAGUUGUCUUCGCGAGAGCAGGAGGAGCGGGAACGACGGGGGCAGCAGGAGGAGGAAGACUUGCAGCGGAUCCUGCGGCUGUCGCUCACGGAGCACUGA